Messenger RNA from Vicia villosa (hairy vetch), 494 nucleotides. Its product is annotated as ethylene-responsive transcription factor ERF096-like. Lineage: Eukaryota; Viridiplantae; Streptophyta; Magnoliopsida; Fabales; Fabaceae. Gene Ontology annotation, molecular function: DNA-binding transcription factor activity; DNA binding. Gene Ontology annotation, biological process: ethylene-activated signaling pathway; regulation of DNA-templated transcription. The coding region runs from base 81 to 494 and encodes 137 amino acids. The record is from RefSeq and is a predicted model, not a curated record. The transcript has a single exon.
AUCCAUCUAUCUCUUCAAAACAAAUUUCAAGACUGUGGUGGCUACCUAUAUAUAGAAAUAGAAUCAUGUAAUUCAUAAACAUGACAAAUAAAAUGGAAGAGGAGCAUAAGGGAGGUGAAGAAGUAAAGUACAGGGGUGUAAGGAGAAGGCCAUGGGGAAAAUAUGGAGCAGAGAUUAGAGACCCUACAAAGGCAACUGGAAGACAAUGGUUAGGAACGUUUGACACAGCUGAGGAAGCUGCUAGAGCUUAUGAUUGUGCUGCCAUUCGUUUGAGAGGUGCUCUUGCAAUUCUGAACUUUCCUGAUGAAUACCAUUUACAUCUUUCUUCUUUAUCGCGCUCGUCGUCAUCGUCGUCGUCGUCGUCUAAUGUUGCCAUUGGCAGCAGUUCUUCUAGACAGCAAAAUGAAAUUAUUGAGUUUGAGUAUUUGGAUAACAAGGUGUUGGAAGAUCUUCUUGGAUCAUCGAAAGAAGAGAAUGAAAGGGAUGAUGAUUAA